AAUAUUUGUUUUGACAGUGAAAGGAAAGAAGGGUGCGCGCGGGGAAAUGGGACCAAAGGGUUCUCGAGGUCGACCGGGACGACCUGGGCCAGCAGUAUUCUUUGAUUCUGAAGAAAUUGUGAUCACUGUCAAGGGACAAAAGGGAGAACCGGGACCUGAGUAUACAUUUGUAAAGGAAAUAAACUGCGAUAAGGAUAAAUGUGGCCAGUACAUCCAAGGUCCAAAAGGGGAACCCGGGCAAAACGGUAACCGGGGUGCCCCGGGAACUGUGGGGUUACCUGGUCCGCCGGGAACCCCGGGAAAACCUGGAGUGAUACUUGAUCCAGAGACAGGAUUGCCUGUUGAUCCUCCGAAGGGUGAAAGAGGAUACCCAGGAAUGGACGGGAUGGACGGACAGAAGGGAGAGCCCGGACCGGAAGGACAGCGAGGAGUAAUGGGUCCCCCUGGACAAAAGGGCGAAAGAGGGGUUACCGGAUUGAUAGGUUUUCCCGGAAUGAAUGGGGCACCAGGACCCAUCGGACUACCAGGCAUGGGUAUGCCAGGGCCACGAGGUAGCCCGGGACGAGAUGGCGCGAAAGGAGAAACAGGCGAUAAGGGUCGAAUGGGCGAUCGAGGUAUUCAGGGUCCAAAAGGAAUGGAUGGUCCAAUGGGAGAUGAUGGAGUUCCAGGACCCCCGGGACCGAAGGGCUCUAAAGGGAACAGCAUUAUGGGCCCACCAGGUCCGCCAGGACCACCGGGGCCCAAAGGGGAUGCAUCCAUGAUGGAGGUGAUUCUUAGACCCGAGAAAGGAGACCAAGGAGCUCCGGGUCCACCAGGACCCCCAGGGGAUUCAGGUGCAUUUGAGGGCAUUAAGCGAGAACCUGGACAAGCUGGGGAACCUGGAGCGAAGGGUGAAAGAGGAGUUGAUGGAAGGAAUGGAACUAAAGGACAGAAAGGAGAUGCUGGUACCUCCCCUGGGCCUCAAGGUGCCAAAGGAGAAAAAGGCGAGAGUGGAGAUUUUUGUAAUUGUAACUUUACCAAAGGGGACAUCGGACCCAUGGGUCCUCAGGGACCCCCCGGUCUUCCUGGGUUGCCGGGCAACAAUGGAAAGAAUGAAAGCGGGGAGCCAGGAGACAAGGGGGAGCCUGGGCCAAAAGGAGAAAAGGGUAAACCUGGGUCUUUAGGCUUUCCUGGAGUGAGAGGGAAAAAAGGAUCACAGGGAGAAGAAGGACCGCAAGGGCCUGUGGGGGAUACCGGAGAGAGGGGUCAGAAAGGAGAACAGGGCUCUCAAGGAGAAAACGGUUUGAAAGGAGAAAAGGGAGAUCAAGGCGUUGGACUCAAAGGUGAAGCAGGGGAGCCUGGUGAGACUGGUCCGCAGGGCCCACCAGGACCUCCCGGUCCAACCGUCCCAGCAAUCACCGAAAAGGGAAGCAAGGGAGAACAAGGAAAUAACGGUUCUCAAGGAGAACGAGGACCGCAGGGAGAAAAAGGCGAGCAAGGGAGUAUUGGUUUUCCCGGUAGAAAGGGUGCCACAGGACGACCAGGCCCGAUUGGAUUUCCUGGUAAGAAAGGUGAACCAGGCGCUCAAGGCCCCAAUGGUGAGGGAGUGCCUGGAGCCCAGGGUCCCGCGGGACAAAAGGGUGAGACAGGAUCCAAAGGAGACCAGGGAAAACGCGGAACCAUUGGAUUUCCAGGUUUAAAGGGCAUAAAAGGCGCUAAGGGUGAUGAGGGUAGGAAUGGCACUGAUGGGCAGAAGGGGGAGCCUGGUGAAAGCAUCCAAGGACCACCCGGGCCUCCGGGGCCUCCGGGGCCCCCUGGUGUAACAACGGAGACAAAUACUGGAGGAGAAUCCUCAGCUCAGAUUUCUGCACAAAAAGGCGACAAGGGUGAAAUUGGAAGGAUUGGUUUUCCGGGCAAGAAAGGAGAAAAGGGGACCAUCGGGGAGCAAGGCAUCAAAGGAGAGAAAGGGGAAGAAGGACAGGACGGAAAAACCGGAAGAUUGGGAUUCCCAGGGAAAAAGGGAGACCCGGGGGAAAAGGGAGAGCGUGGAUUUAAUGGAACGACAGGACCUCAGGGCAUUACGGGUCCGCCUGGUAGCCCUGGGGAAGUGGGACGCCAGGGGCCCAUUGGUUUCCCUGGACGUAGAGGCAACACGGGUACCCCAGGCCCUCCCGGGCCCCCGGGACCUCCAGGAACCCCUGGACACAAGGGAGAACCUGGUGAAGAGGUUUCCAUCGGAUCCACAGAGGGAGUGAAUGGCAAUGGAGGCAAAGCCAAAGGAGAAAAGGGGGAUCAAGGCGAGAUUGGCAAACCAGGUUCCCAGGGAGAGAAAGGAACAAAUGGAACCAACGGGAUAAAAGGAGAAAAGGGGGAACAAGGAGUUGGUGAGAAGGGUCAAAAAGGUGAUAAUGGCAUCGCAGGAAAGAAGGGAGAGGCGGGAGUAGGAGGUGAAAAGGGGACCAAAGGAGAACAAGGGGUCCAGGGAAAACAGGGGCCUGAAGGUCCCGAAGGUCCUCAAGGUCCCCCAGGAGAGACUGGUGAACCAGGUGAUCCAGGGGAGACUGGGAAUACAGGACAAAAAGGACAGAAGGGGGAGAGUGGAGACGAUGGGAUAAAGGGAGAAUCUGGACAAGCAGGGAACGAUGGAGUCAACGGAACCAAGGGGAGUAAGGGUCAAAGAGGCGGCCUAGGUUUCCCCGGACUCAAAGGUGCAACAGGAAGCAAGGGAGAGGCUGGAAUACAAGGAUUGCAAGGAUUAAAGGGAGAGCCAGGGAAUUCAACUGAAGGACCAAUAGGACCGCAAGGACCGUCGGGAAUUCCUGGUAACCCAGGCCCUCCGGGACCACCCGGAAUAUCUGGUCCUCCUGGGACCCCAGGGAAAGAUAGCGAUGUUUCUGGUCCUCCGGGGCCACCAGGACCUCCAGGACCCCCCGGAGAAAAUGCAGAGAUUGGCUUUACUAAUGGGCAGACAGAUAAUUCAGGGGUGCUGGUAUUUGAUACCCAAGACAGACUUAUCCGUAUUGUAGAGAAAGUGAAACAAGGCACCAUGGCUUUUGUCAUCUCCGACCAGAUGUUAUAUAUAAGGGCCUUACGCGGCUGGAGAGCGAUCACGCUUGGUCCAACCAUCUUCGCGGGUCCAACAGAGGCUUCCCAAACGACGAAACUCUCCACUACCAAGCCUCCUACGAAUCUCAUUUUGUCUCCAGCAAACGUCAAACUACGAGGACCAUAUGUGCGCAUGGUCGCCCUCGAUACACCGCAGACCGGUCAGAUGCACAGCGUGAGGGGUGUGGAUGAAAUGUGCUGGCGGCAGUCCCGUGCUGCCAAUUUAACCGGAGCAUACCGAGCUUUUAUUUCUAACAGGCUCCAACAUGUUUAUUCAAUCAUCCACAGAGAGGACAGAGAUCUCCCUGUUGGCAACCUUCAGGGAGAUCAGCUGUUUCCUUCUUGGAGAUCCUUAUUCAAGUUACAAUAUGCAUUUAAUCCUGAUAUCCCAAUAUAUUCAUUCAAUGGAUCAAACGUUCUAGAAGACCCAGCUUGGCCCCUCAAGCACAUCUGGCACGGAUCGCGAAAAAAUGGCCACAAGUACCGAUUUAAUUGUCGAAGCUGGAUGAGCAGCCGCUCCAAGGACUCCAGUACGGCCUCGGCCUUGAAUGGCCGAGAGCUAGCCUUGGCCGAGCGCGAGUUUCCUUGCAGCAGUAAUCUAGUGGUGUUGUGUGUGCAUAUAAACCCCACACUACGCCGCCGAUACAGAUCUCGCCAUAAAAAGGUUUUGUGAAGAAUUGUUCAAACAGAAAUGUUCAGAAAAAAAGAGCAAAAGGAGGAGAUUGGGCACUAGUCAAGUUUUGGCUCACCAUUGCGCAGUCUCCGAGGUGUCGAUACCGC
Molecule: messenger RNA, 3864 nt
Organism: Pocillopora damicornis (cauliflower coral)
Lineage: Eukaryota; Metazoa; Cnidaria; Anthozoa; Scleractinia; Pocilloporidae
Cellular component (GO): extracellular matrix
Source: RefSeq, a predicted model, not a curated record